Molecule: messenger RNA, 2700 nt
Organism: Neohortaea acidophila
Lineage: Eukaryota; Fungi; Ascomycota; Dothideomycetes; Mycosphaerellales; Teratosphaeriaceae
Exons: 3
Coding region: 1-2700 (899 amino acids)
Molecular function (GO): RNA binding
Source: RefSeq, a predicted model, not a curated record
AUGAGUUCCGAGCCCCCAGAAGAACCACACUUGCGCAGCGAACCUAAUACUCUGUCGCCUGCCUCGCCCAAGCCCAUCCACUUCCCCGCACCGGCCAACAUUCCCGUGCUCGAAAUGCAAACCGACGUCUCCUUCAACCAGACCGAACUCCACAUGAGCGACCCUGCCACACGCAACACCGAGCUGCGCCCGGAUGCAUGGCGUGAUCCGGCAGAACAGGCGGCUGCGUCAGGUGGCCAGUCGUCUCUCGAUACCGCGGCAGGAGAUGCAUUACACCCUACUGGCGAGGCGGGGGAAACGAGCGUGGAGAACGGUGCAGCUGCGGCAUCGGAGAUAAAUAUGACAGAUAUGACAGACACCGCCGCCACCAACGAGAUUCCAGAUGCCUCCGACUCUGUCCCGAUUCCUACUUCUCACUCGGACGGCGCCCGUGAAAUCGACCUCCAUCCACCACCUGAGCUGCCCCAGCCCUCCUCUGAUCCCAAUCUCCCUUCGGCACCCGAUGCCGAACCUUCCAACCCAGCCGGUUUGCAAAACCCACCUCGUGAAACUGGCGAAGGAGAUAGAGUGCACGAUGCGCAAUCCCACAACAACAGUGCUGUCGAUGUGCAAGCUUUGUUGAAUACCCUCGUCUCUCCGCCGGGCGCCCCCAAUGGCGCAGAAGCGUCCCAUACCACUUCCUCUCCCUCCGUUCAUGAACCCGCCCAAGCGCAAGAUCCCAACGCUACCGAUGCAAAUGGCGUCGAAGACGCCGCCCACUCAGCGUCUGGUCUCGCGGGUCAACCCAGCGGGCUCCCACCACGCCCGCCACCACAAGAGCAGCCCAUCCUCCACCCCAACUAUGUUCACUCGCAGCACAUCCGCGACUACCACCCCCAUGCCAACAACCCCGCCUUCCAGCCUCAUACGAGGAGUGGUAGUAGCAGCGGUCAGGGCAAUGUUGCCGAUCCGAGUUCGCGGAAUUAUGCGCCUCCCGUCCAUUCUCCAUCCAACGCUAGCGCUUCCCAGGCGCAGCCUCCACAAGAGUCGUCGAACACCACAUAUCUCAGCAACGCCACCGUUCCUGGCAACACACAGGGAGCCAACGGAAGCCAGCAGAGUCCUCCGUCGGGGAUUGGCGGCGGCAGUGCGCCCGUAUAUACACCCACUGCUGCUAAUAUUCAGGGUGCUGGGUAUGCCGCGAGUCCGCAGAAUGUGUAUGGAGGGCACCAGUAUCCCGCCACCUCCGGCACACCAAGUGACGGCCGACAAGACAGGCCAUAUCGGGAAGGCGAACAGCCACGGCCAGAGGACCGACCCUGGGAUGCAGAGGUGCAGAGGAAGUACGACCGCUUCAUUGAAGAAGAACGGCGAUAUGUGAGCGAGGGAAGGUGGGAGCAGUUCCCACAGGGAAGCAGAUUGUUUGUUGGGAAUCUCAGCUCCGAAAAGGUCACCAAACGAGACAUCUUCCACGUCUUCCACACGUACGGCGACCUGGCGCAGAUUUCGAUCAAACAAGCGUACGGCUUUGUGCAGUUUUUACGAACGGAGGACUGUAUGCGAGCACUGCAGACGGAGCAGGGCACCCAAAUCAGGGACAAGAAGAUUCACCUCGAAGUCAGCAAGCCGCAGAAGAACCGCACGCAGAACGCGCCACGCCGCUCGCGGUCACCUCCCGACGCUGGAAGGGGCCGGCCGGGGUCCAAUGUCGAUAGAUAUGUUUCUGGCUCGCGCGGGGGAAACAACAGAGGUGGCUAUCGUUCGCCUUCGCCCCGAGGAUACCGGGAUCGAUACGACGACCGAUCCAGACGGCGGUCGCGGUCCCCAGACUACGGCCGUGGAGGCCGAUACCGAAGCCCCAGUCCGCGUCGUGACCUCGAUGAUGAUCUACCACUACCUCGGCGUGCGCCCCGCGAUGUGCCAGACGUGCAGAUUGUCGUUCUUGACUCGCUGGAUCGCGACUUCGUCUCGUGGGUCGAGCAAGCUUUCGCCACCCGGGCCAUUCGCGUUGAUGUGUUGCUCCUUUCUCCCCGCCUCUCUGAACAGGCCGUCGUCCGUCGACAAAUUGUGGAGGGCGUGGUGGCCGUGGUGAAACUGAGUCGACAAAAUCAGGAUACGGGAAAGAUUGGCUUGCAGAUCUUCGAUCGCAGCGCCGGAGCCAACAACGUCAAAUUCGAAGAGUACGAGGGCUUGGAUCCAAGCGUUGCGGCGCAGUUGGUGCUGCGCGCAAAGGGAACGGCAGCGUACAACAAUGCGCCGCCGAAUCAGAGUUACUCUGGCUAUGGCGCGCAGCAACCGCAGCAGCAGCAGUAUGGCGCGCCGCCACCCCAGCAUCAACAGUACGCCAACUACGGCGCUCCUCCGCCUUCCGGCCCAGCACCGUACGGCCAGCAACAACAGCCGGCGGGCUAUCCGCCUCCGCACCAACCCCCCUACGGCGCCCCACCGCCCAACCUCAUCCCCAAUCUCGACCCGAACAAUUUGCAAAACCUGCUGUCGGCUAUGAAGGCGCCGCAGCCUUUGCACUCGACUCCUCCGGCUGGCGGGAUGUAUGGCCAGCAGCAGCAGCCGGGCAAUCCUGCUCUGGCGGGGUAUAUGCCGCAGCAACAGCAGCAGCAGCAGCAGCAACAAAGGCCGCGGAGCGGAGGAACGCCGGCGGCUGGAGGGGCGCAGGUGAAUAUGCAGGAUAUUCUUGCGAGGUUGGGGACGGGGCAGCGCUAG